AUGGACAUGAUGGAGCGUACCCGUCAUAUGCGCAAGAUUGAACAAGGCGUCAACGGCCGCGAGGUUCUGUUCGCUCUCUGGAUUACGGUCUCAGUCCACCAAGAAGCUUGGAUGAACUCUCGUACCAUCCACGGCCACAUUUCUCCUCGUAACGUCUGCAUCCCGUUCAACAACCACAUCAACGAUGCCCUCAACGACGCCCGACUUUACCUCUAUGUCCACCCGGCCUCCGAUGAGCCCAUUGACCCGCGCUUCCAAUCCGUCAUGGCGCUCUCCAAUCCCAUUCUUAGACGCAGGAGCCUCCCACUCGACUAUCUCGACGACCUCGAGUCGUUCUGGUACGUCUUAGCUUGGGUUUACCUCGCAGUCGGCGCUCCUGGUGCAGAGCCGAGUCUGAGGGGCCACAACACAUACGUAAGGCAGAGUGCGCUAGAGCGCUGGGCCAGCCGGCCGACCUCACGGGAGAGCGUGCUGGAGAAGGAGAGCAUGCUCAUGGGGGAGGGACUUAGCCCCAGUGCAACAUCCCACUUCUUCCUGCCGUUCAUAUUCGACCAAGUAUUUGACCGCCUCCACGCGGUUCUCAAGCACCGGUACAUCCUGAAACUCGAGCUUGGGCGGUCGAGGACGCCUAUGGAGCUCAUGACGGACUCGAGGGGGGACUACCACGCAUUUUUGGAGGCUCUGUCGGACGCCAUCGCAUACAUCGACUUUAUGGAUGCCGGAAGGCUCAACGACAUCAACGCCUGGCGCGGAGCACACAUGCUCAUUGGUCAGCGCAUCCUCCCUGACGAAGAGUACGAAGUGGCCUGUAUCAAACCAGUCGACGACGAACCUAUGGACAGAUUCAAGAUGAGCGAAAACAUCUCCUUCCAUCGUUGUAGCCCACAGUGCGAAGAGGACUGCCUCUGCGUCAACAAUUACAUUGCAGAGCAGCUGAAGUUUUUUAAACCGCGACUUUGA
This is a messenger RNA of Cyclocybe aegerita, 960 nucleotides long. NCBI's taxonomy places the organism in Eukaryota, Fungi, Basidiomycota, Agaricomycetes, Agaricales, Hemipholiotaceae. The record is from the annotation of a GenBank genome assembly.